Molecule: messenger RNA, 987 nt
Organism: Engraulis encrasicolus (European anchovy)
Lineage: Eukaryota; Metazoa; Chordata; Actinopteri; Clupeiformes; Engraulidae
Product: trichohyalin-like
Exons: 6
Coding region: 43-987 (314 amino acids)
Source: RefSeq, a predicted model, not a curated record
UCGGUAUCAUUUUGAAGCGAGCACUAUCACACGAACGCGAAUAUGGACCGAUUUCCCCCUGCCCUUCUGGAGGAGUUAAGACCAUCCGUGCAGCGCGACAUCCGGUUGAUAUUAGAAGCAGUGGAAGAGGAAUAUAUUCGGCAGAAUGCGGCCUGGAAGAACACCGUGCGGCACGGUGAUGAACAAAACCGCCGUCUGACUGCGGCCCUUGAAGCCGCGGAGGCUGCCCGUCUUCAGGAGCGUGAGAGGCUCCAGGCCUCCAUCCGCCAGUUGAACCAGCAGCUGCAGGAGGUCAAGCGCCAGGCCUCCCUGAUCCGCGCCGACCAGGCCUCGCAGACCGCCACGGGCCAGGCCAUGAUCUCCACCAUGGGCCGCCACCUCCAGGAGCUCCAGGACCAGAUGGAGAAGGAGAAGCGCCAGGCUCUGGAGAGACAGAACGAGAUGGUGAUGGAGAUAGAGAAGAUGAGAGAGCAGAUAAAGAGAGAGAGAGAGCGGCGCGUUGGUCUGUUGUUCCUCCAGCGGCGGAGAGUCAUGGAUGAGCUGCAGCAACAGGCAGCCAGGUGGAUGCAGAGAGAAGAGCUGGAGUCUCACGUGAGGGAGCAGCUCAUGAAGGAGGAACAGUCUGAGGCUAAAUGGGAAAUAAAAAGGCAGCGCUUGGAGGCAAGCAUUCAGAAAAACCAAGAGAAACUCAAAGCUGCAGCCAGGAGGAAGCAGGAGAAACUAGCCGUGUGCAAGCUGUUCCUGCACCAGCUUCUCCAAUCUGCCUGUGUGAGAGCCAACCGCCUAGUCCACUUCUGCCUGGGCCUUCCACGUCUGCCAUGUUCGGACAGCUACUGCUGCUACCCUUAUGGUGCGAUCCCUGGACUCCAGCUCAAACACCAGCCGGGCCUUCUCUUGUCUGUAUGCGAGGCCCAGAGACUUCAGAAGAAGCUGAAGCGGAUUCCUGCCGAAGAGUCCUGCGUUGGAGAAGCAGCAGGGGAGGCCUAG